AUGACAUCCAUCACCCCAGCUCGACCAUCAUUAACCUCUAAUGAUUCGGCCGUACUCCAAGCUCUCUUCGAUGCUGAGUCUUCUCCCUCAUCAGGAAUCAAAAUCAAUUCCUCUCUUCCAUCCUGGCCUGCAUCCCUGAACAUCUCCGAAUCCGACCUACCAUCCCUCAAGCAGCGCGAAUCAGAAAUAAUCCGCAAAAUACAAGGAGACGAAUCACCCAGCCAAGAAACCGUCUCAUCAGCAUUGACUGAAUUCGAUAACCUCAUCCUUAACAACAAAACAUACCCAUCCGCAUACAUAAACCGAGCCCAAGCUCUCCGUCUCCUAGUCGACCUGAUCCACAACAAAGAAACUGGAAACAGCGAAGUCCCCAACACCGAAAUUCAAGACGGCGCUCUAUUCUCACCUCAAACCUCCCAACUAUGUUCCCGGAUUUUCUCAGACUUAGGCCAAGCCAUCACGCUUGCCACGCCUGCUUCUCCGGCCGAUGCUGUAUCAAGUGUGCAAGCGCGUCUUUUGGCGGACGCGCACACGCACCGGGGGUACUUGCUUCUGAAGGCGGCGAGGGCUAAGAAGGCAUGCUCUGGGGAUGAGAACGCUGGUCCCGAACGAUUGCGGGGACUUGGAUCUGAGCAGCUGGAAGAAAUGGCUAGUCAGGACUUUUUCUUUGGUGGUCGUUAUGGAAAUAAGGUUGCGCAGCAGCUUGCUGUGCAGACGAAUCCGUAUGCUAAGAUGUGUGGGUCGAUUGUGAAGGAGGCCUUGAGGAAGGAACUUGAAGGGUGA
Molecule: messenger RNA, 783 nt
Organism: Penicillium olsonii
Lineage: Eukaryota; Fungi; Ascomycota; Eurotiomycetes; Eurotiales; Aspergillaceae
Source: the annotation of a GenBank genome assembly